UGUCUGACAUCGCCGAAAGUGACUGAUGGACGAUGGCGAAGUGGAUGUGAGUGGAUGCUGUUGCGCGUUGUAUGAAUGCGAACGUGUGGCUUUACUUAAACUGUAUCGUUGUUGGCGUUGCUUCCUGGGUCGAGCGACCGUCGUCGUCCCCGACUGUCAGCCACGAUGGCCCUCAGCCAGACAAGCGUACUAAAAUUAUACAAUACUGUGAUAGAAGAUGUAAUAGCAGGAGUGCGAGAAUCAUUUAUAGACGAAGGAGUAGAUGAGCAAGUCCUCCAAGAACUUAAACAGAUAUGGGAAGCAAAAUUGAUGGCUAGCAAGGCUGUGGAAUUAAAUCCAGACCCACCAGAGCCACAAGUUCCUCAAAUCAACACGCACAAAGCUGUAUCUGUCAAUAAAGGAAAUCAUUUUGUACAACCAUCUCCCGGAAAUGCAGUGCCGCAAACACAACCUCAACAACAAUCGCAACAACAACCACAGCAACAACAGCAGCAGCAAGUACAAUCACAGCAGCAACAACAGCCGACACAACCGCAGCAACAUACAAAUCUUACAGAAAUGUCAUGUCAGCAGCAGCCACAGCAACACUCGACAACACCAGUGCAACAAGUGGUAACUGCACCAGCUGCUGUACUUGAUCGACAAGUACCCAUACAGAUCACCUUACCUCCACAACCUGGCAUUCCCGAUGGACCACAACGGAUCUUAAGCAUACAAGUUCCUGCAUCUGCUCUUCAAGGAAAUCAAUUGCACACAAUUUUAACAGGUCCCGUCAUUUCUGCAGCUAUGGGUCUUCCAGCAAAUUUAGCUUCGACUUUAUUGCAACAACAUGUGAAUUCUACAUUGCAAGGGCAAGCAACAUUAGCUCCAUUGCAAGUAAAUCAACCGCUUCAAGUGGUCACUCAAAAUACAAAUAGCGUUGCAACACAAAGGUCACAAAACCAAAAUAAUAUAAAUCAAUUAGAUGGAGGAGUAGGUGAUUCUACUGACGAUGAUGAUGAAGAAGAAGAAGAUGAUAAUGAUGAUGAUGAUGAGGAUCUUGAUGAAAAAGAAGAAGAGGAAAAUGAUGAAGCAGGAGCUCGUGAAGAGGAACCUUUAAAUUCCGAAGAUGACGUUACAGAUGAUGAUCCUGCUGAGCUCUUCGAGACAGAUAAUGUAGUAGUCUGUCAGUAUGAUAAGAUAACAAGGAGUCGAAAUAAGUGGAAGUUCUAUCUCAAGGAUGGCAUAAUGAAUUUAAGUGGGAAAGACUAUGUAUUUCAAAAAGCAAAUGGAGACGCUGAAUGGUAAUUUUAGAUGCGAUGUGAAUAUUGUGUUGCCUACAGGAAGCUCAGGGAUGUUAUAUGUAAAAGCAACUUGAUGAUGUGUUCACGUGAAAUGUUUCAUCUUUAAUACAAGAUGAUUCUUGUAUGGAUUGUGCAAAGCUGCAACUGGAAUGGCAAUACAGGGGAACAAUGGAGAAAAUUACACUAUCACAAACAUAGCAUAAUAGCAUUGUUAAAUGACAUGAUGCUAAUUACACAGGUUAACCUAAACAAAAAUUA
Messenger RNA from Nylanderia fulva, 1541 nucleotides. It is a transcript of the gene TfIIA-L, whose product is annotated as transcription factor IIA L. The record is from RefSeq and is a predicted model, not a curated record. Gene Ontology annotation, biological process: transcription initiation at RNA polymerase II promoter; transcription by RNA polymerase II. NCBI's taxonomy places the organism in Eukaryota, Metazoa, Arthropoda, Insecta, Hymenoptera, Formicidae. Gene Ontology annotation, cellular component: transcription factor TFIIA complex.